Messenger RNA from Siniperca chuatsi (mandarin fish), 5488 nucleotides. RefSeq names its product TRPM8 channel-associated factor homolog. Lineage: Eukaryota; Metazoa; Chordata; Actinopteri; Centrarchiformes; Sinipercidae. The transcript is spliced from 12 exons. Bases 236 to 2770 code for a protein of 844 amino acids. The record is from RefSeq and is a predicted model, not a curated record.
UCUCUCUUCAUACUCUCUUCUUUUAUCCUAUAGUGUUCUGCUGUGCUUCAGUUGAAUUAUAUAACCAAAAGACCAAAUUCCCUUUCAGGACAGCCUGACUGACACAACACACCUCCAUCCUGGUACAACUAUUAAACCUUGCUCAUUAACGCAGCUUACAUCUGACUCAGCACACCUGUCUUCUGCCAUCCUGCCCUCCACCCUCCUAAUCUGACCUUCAGAGCAUCGAUUCAUCAUGUCCAACCAACCAACCCAGUCCUACCAUGAAGGGGCCUACAUGUCCCUGAUGAGAGGCUUGAGGGAGCUGGACAUCCGGGGUCCUUGUGUUCCCAGUGACCUGGUGCUGAUUGGAGACCAUGCCUUUCCUUUAGCAAUGAACAGCCAAGGCCAGGUCCUGAUGGCUGCCUCUUUGUAUGGCUGUGGAAGGAUUGUGGUCCUGGGUCAUGAGGGCUACCUGACCGCCUUUCCUGCUCUGGUAGAGAACGCUCUGACCUGGCUGAGAGGAGAUGGAUCUGAAAACUUGUCUGUGGGAGUCCACACAAAUGUCAAGGCAGUCGCUGAUAAUCUCAGCAAAUCCAGCUUCCAAGCAGAAGUAAUGGGGGCCUUUAGUGUAAAUCUGGGGGUGUAUGUGACUGAUGCCUACAGCGUGGGUGCAGACGUGAAGGACCUGGUGGCAUUUGUGAAAGCUGGAGGAGGAGUGCUGAUAGCGGGGCAGGCGUGGAGCUGGGCUGCAGAUCACCCUAAGGAGAACACAAUCACUCAAUUUCCAGGGAAUAAAGUGUCUGGAGUGGCAGGGAUCUAUUUUUCUACGCAUUAUGGGAAGGUAGAGAUCCUACCUGUCUACCCUCAGAUCCCAUCUUCAUGGAUGGCUUUACGUACUGGUAAGGAUUUUGAGGAUGACCUGGAGUUCUUACUCCAGGGGGUUUCAGAGUUUGACCUCCAGGGUGAUGUUUUAGCUUCUGAGGUUCUGGUCCACGGCCCGCUAGCCUUUCCCAUCGGGACCACAGACAAUGGACAGGCGUUCCUGGCAGGAACCUACUAUGGGCAGGGACGGGUCAUUGUGGUUACACAUGAAGGUCUUCUGGGACGAGAGACACUGGCUUCAUUUUGGAACAAUGCCAUUAAUUGGUUGGACCAAGGGCGGACUGGGGCCGUUGGUGUUGUGCCAAACCUCAACCUUCUCAACAAUUCAGGGUUAAAGUGUAAGAAGACGGAGUUCAGCAAAGACCUGAGUGUAUUUGUGUGCACAGCGUACAGUGAUGAUCAUAUAGAGGAAAUCCAAGACUUUGUGGCAGAGGGAGGAGGACUGCUCAUUGGUGGACAUGCCUGGUACUGGGCACAGACACACUCUGGGCAAAACCCAAUGACAGAUUUCUCAGGAAACAAGAUCCUGAACAAAAUGGGCUUGAGCCUGUUGGAGGCAACUAUUGCAGAAGGUUCCUACAAGGCCCCUGUACCCAGCCAGGCCAUGAAAAACACCUACCACUUUUGCCAGCUUCUACGCCGCUUUACUGGUCAUGUUAUCCAGGGUAAAGAACUUACCAAGCAUGAGGAGAGACACCUUAAAAAACUGGGCAUGGAGUGUACCAACUUCUUGAACAUGAAGGCUUAUGAUAGCUACUCCUACACACAGGUGCUGUUCAUCCUCACUGACAUAUUGAAGACAUCUGGCAUGCCACAGGUGAGUGAGAAGAACCCUGUGAAGAGUCCAAAAGACCACCUACUCCUUAGUGUGGGGGCAGAGGUAUAUAAUGUUUCCCCAGAUCCUGAUGCCCUCCUGCCCUACCUCAUCAAGCCUAACCCCAUGAUGCCUUUUGUCUAUAACCGAAGGAUCAGGAUUAAUGCUAACACAGCAGGAGAGAAGGAGUGGCUUAGUACAGGUCUGUACCUCUCUCCUGGUAUGAAGACUGAGAUGAUCAUACCAGCAAAUAUCGUCAACAAGAGAUGGAUGGUUCAGAUAGGUUGUCAAACAGACUACCUGAAUGCUGCAGAGUUGAAGAGAGCACCACGUGUUCAAGAGCAAUUUCCUGUUACUACAGAGAAGAUGCAGGUAUCGAACCUGUGGGGGGGACUCAUCUACCUGGUGGUUCCACCCAACACAAAGGUGGAGGGGGCAGAGAUCAUAGUGCAGAUAGCAAUUCCUGCUCCUUAUUACAAGUCUGGUGUGACAACAGCAGCUGAUUGGUUGUUGCUGCGUACAGCUCCCUCGCCCUGGGCAGAGUUGGAGUUUGACAACAUCAUCCUUACUGUACCAUCACAUGUUGUUCAAGACCUGCAGCGCCCUGAUGAGGUGGCAGCACUUUGGAAUGACAUCAUGAAGGGUGUCGCAGAUCUGGCUGUCAUAUCACACAAAUUUGUCCGCAAAGAACGCAUUGUAGCAGAUGUGCAGAUUUCCUGUGGUUGGAUGCAUUCAGGCUAUCCUAUCAUGAUGCACUCAUCAGAAGCAGCUGAGCUAGUCAGACCAGAUGAUGCCAGGACCACAGGCCUGUGGGGAGAAAUUCAUGAAUUGGGACACAACCAACAGAGAAGCUGCUGGGAGUUCCAACCUCACACCACAGAGUGUACAUGCAACCUGUGGUCAGUGUAUGUGCAUGAAGAGGUGCUGGGGCUCAACAGGGCACAGGCUCAUCCAUCUUUGACCUUAACAAAUCGGAAGAUUUGUGUAGAGGAGUAUGUUAAGGGGGGCAAGAAACUCAGCAACUGGAAAGUGUGGGUGGCCCUGGAGACAUACAUGCAGUUUCAGAGCGACAGACACAGAGUGUCCCCGUAACCAUAGUAACUCACUCCUGACUGUGUGGGCACGGUGCAGUGGAGAGGGAGAGACUCGUGCUUCUGCAAGAUGAGCCACUAAGAGGGUCUGAAAUGUCGCUAAAUCUAGUGAGAAAGUCAUAGUGUCAUGGUUUUGGGUUUGUGUUCAGUUAUUUCCUGCUUUAUUUUGGUAAGAGUUCUCCCUCAUGUGUCUUGUUCUUUUACUUCCUGUCUUUGUUUGCUUUUCCCGCCUGUUUUGCCCUGCCCUGAUUAGGUUCACCUAUGUCUUGUUAUCCCCCCUCACCUGUGUGUAGUUAAGUCUGUGGGAUUCCCCUGUCCCCUUGUCAGAUCGUCUAACCAUGUGUCGAAUGUUUCAGUCUUUUCCCUGCUUUUCUGUUUCUACCUGUAUGUGUGUGUGUGUGUGUGUGUGCGUGUGUGUCAGGGAUAGCUAUGUUUGCCACAAAAGAUUCAGUGGUUGUAUGAGCUCAUAAUUCAUAUAGCCUAUUAAAUAUUUUGGCAGUAAAAAAAGACCUGUAGCAGUCAGUGGACCAAACCAUUGUGAGGCAUAUGAGGUGGUGGUGGUAGGGCAGGUGGUGUAAUCUUUCAAAACUUAAAAAAGCAUUGGAUUCAUAGUAGAGAACAAGAUCUGUUAACUGUUUGUGUACCCCAUACAUUGACUAGACACUUACGGACAACAGUGGUUAUAUUUAAAUUUUUUGAUCAAAAUUAUUGCUAGGGACAUUUCGGUGGCGGCUGGAUAUUGGUAGGGACAAUUCUAAGCCCUUGCUGUUGUUAUAUGGCUGAAGUUAGUUGAGCAUGCAGCCCCCACAGCUAUUAUAUGGGAGUUACCCAAAUAUCAGUUUCCAACUUAAACACUUUUCAUGUCAACAUUUAAAUUUUAAUUAUAACUGGUAAACUCUGAUUUUAGCAGACUGGCAUACUGGGGUAGUUGUUCCCAAAAAGGAGGCUAGAGGAUGUAGUCCAGUGUUUGGGGUAUCACAUUGCUAGACCUCCCUGGAAAAGCUUAUGCCUGCAUUGUGGAAAGAAGGCUGAAGCCGACUGUCGAACUUCAGAUUCAGAAAGAGCAUUGCAGAUUCCAUCCUGGUCAUCAACUGGGCCAGCUCUACCCAACACUAAAGGGGUCAUGGGAGUUUGCCCAUCCAGCUCAUGACCAUUUCCGGUGUGGUUUCAUGUGGGGGUACUGCUGUUCAGUCCUUGUUUAACUGGAGUUUGAGUGUCUGCUGGGUGGCCUAAGGAUUGCAUACCUACUUUUUGUGGAUGACAUGAGACCGUUCAGACCAUGACUGCACCGGGAUGGUUUGCAGCCAAUUAUGAAUUGGCAUGGGUGAGGGUCUGCACCUUCAAGUCUGAGGCCAUGGUACCAUGUUGGGAGUGAGUCCAUGCCCUAAGUGAAGAAGUUAAGGUAUCUUAUGGUCUUGUUCACAAUUGAGGGUAAGACGGAGCAAGAGAUUGACAGGUGGGUGUGACAGUAGUGAUGCCAACACUGUAUCUGAUUGUCGUGGUGCAGCGUGAGCUAAACCUUGGCAUAACUCUCAGUUUACCAUUUGAUCUUCCUUCAAAUCCUUAUGAUCUAGAGCUCUGGGUAAAGACAGAAAGAAUGAGAUCAUGGAUGCAAGCAGCCGAAAUGAGUUUCCUUUGCAGGGUGGCUAGGCUGAAAUGUUCAGACAUUUGGGCAUCUGAUUCAGAUGCCUCCUGAACACCUCCCUCUGGAGGUAUUCCAGGCACAUAUAACUGGGAGGAGGCUACGGGGCAGACCCAGAUAGAGAAGAUUACUUAUCCCAUCUGGCCUGGGAACAUCUUGGGAUAUCCGAGUAAGAGCUGGAGGACGUGGAUAGGAAAGGGAUGCAUGGGCUACCUUGCUUGGCCUGCUGCCACCUGGACGUGAAGUGGUAGAAAUGGAAGGAUCGAUAGAACUUUUUUUAAAGCACUCAUAAAUCUGACUUGACACCUGCCUGAAAAGACAAAUAAAUAUAGAUGCCUCAAGUAAGCCAAAGUCCUUCAUUCAAGGUAAAUAAACCCAAAAUGUAAUGGUAACAGUCCAAUUAUGCCAAUGUACAGUAUUUUUAACUCUCACAUGACCAACUCUGGAGUCAUAUAACCGUGUUGAUUGUCUGGUGAAUAGUAAACAAAAUGUAUUCUGUCUCUAUCAUACCUUCCAUAUAACGUGAAUGUGGCAUGAGGCUGACAGGAAUUCAUUCAUUACUUUAAGGUCUCAUGUGUUGGACAAGGGGAAAUUUUGAUCUGGUGGCGCUCGUUGAACAGUCAUAUAGUCAUUACAAUUAAGUUAUAAUAAGUUAUAACUAAUCCUCCGGGGACCAUGAAUGUCUUUACCAUAUUUUAUCGCAAUCCAUCCAAUAUUUGUUAAGGUUUUUCACUCUGGACCAAGGUGAUGGACUGAUGGACUGACAAACAUUACAAUCUGUACUGCUCCAUUGUUAUGUGGCUAAAAGAGCCACUCAGGACUUUUCACUUUCUUUGCAGUUUAUUUGUUAACUCUCUCAUAAAAUUUCAUUCCUCCAUCAACACACUACUCAUUCUAUUCACAUUUCCCGCUACCUCUGUUCCCUUCCAUGUAGCUCCAGGAAAAGUUUGGCUGGGAUGCCUUUAAGAAGGUGUUUGCUGCCUACCACAAGAUGUGCAACUUUCCAAAGGACAACAAAGGAAAGAUGAACCUGUAUGCUGAGACUUUCUCCCAGACUGUGGGGAUGAACUUGGCUGG